AUGGAGCCGGCUCCGGGCAUGCUCGAGCCUUACGGCUUGAGAGACGCAACUGGACCCAAUGAUGGGGAUGAGGACAUCGUGUCCGAUGCCGACUCGGACGAGAUGGAACUACGUGGAGACAUAGCCAAGUUUGACCAGUCAGUUCGAGAGUUCCUGUCCUCCCAUCAAGGAACGGUUACGGUCGACGAUGAGGAUGAACACGAACUCAGAAGACCCCGAGCAGCUAUGAGAUCGAAGGCUGCGACGCGUUCUACUAUUCGGGGUCCCCGACAAGCUGCGGAACCCCGAGGCGACAUCAAGUUUCGUCUCGCCAGAGUCAACCAAGCGUUUAUGAGUGGCGAGUAUGACCGCGCGAGGAAUCUUGUCUUUGAGAUCAUCAGGAUUAAUGCCGAAACACAUCAAGCCUGGACCGUCUUGGCUUCCAUAUUUCGCGAGGAAGGACACAGCGAUAAAGCUCUGAUGGCCAUGGUUAUUGCUGCGCAUUUGCGUCCCAAGGAUGGUCCAGGCUGGAUGAGCUGCGCAUCUUUUGCCAUGAGUCUAGCCGAAGAAGGUCAGGAUGGAGCUCUCAAGACCGCACUGAUGUGCUACUCUUCGGCCGUUAAAGCACAGCCUACCAAUCUCGAUGCCAGACUGGGCAGGGCCGAGGCGAGUCAAGCCCAAGGCUUUCUAUCGCAAGCAAUUGCCGAAUUCUCCUAUGUCCUUGAGCGUCGACCUUUCGACAUUCGCAUUGUGAGAAGGCUAGCCGAAGCUUGCGCUGAUCUGGGGGGCGCUGAGGACGUUGAAAGAGCUGUCGCCGCCUACCAAACAUACUUCACUCAUGCGCAUGCGGAAGCCCGUGGUGCCGGAGACGAACUUUCGUGGCACGAUGUCGGCAUCUUUGUAGAGCUCUUUGCCUGCGCUGGAGACUAUGCGAACGCCAUAUUACAACUCAAAUCGUUAUCUCGAUGGAUGCUCGGGCGACGCAAUGAAGGACUGUGGGACGAAUGCGUUGAUGACAGAGAGUGGGACAGGGAACACACUCGUCGUCUUCAGAUUCCGGCAUUCGAUCCAUCUGCCUACGACCUGUACACAUAUGGUCUAGGCCUACCCCUAGAAUUCAGGGCACGUCUCGCAUUAUACCGGCUCAAGAUUCGAGAUGACCAAGAAUCCAAUCUCCACCUUCGCUGGCUGGACCCAACGGAAUCCGCAACAGCCACCGCCGUUCAGGAUUUCCCCUAUCUCAUUCGGGACAUUGCCGACGAACUUUACAUGGUUCCGCGCAUUUCUGAGGCACUUGAUUACUAUGAACUCCUGCGACAUUCCAUCUAUGGCCAAGAUGCCACGCUGCUUCUGCAGCUUGGCCGCUGCUAUCUGGCCAGAUCCGACUUGGCAGCAGCCGAAGACUGUUUUUUGGUGGCGAUCCAAGUAGAUGAAACCAACAUCGACGCUCGCAUCGAGCUGGCUAGGAUCUAUGAAAAGGCCAAGGAGGAAGAGGAGGCACUCAUUCUUCUUAGCGAGGCCGCAGCUUUGGAUCGAAUCAACGAUGGCGGAAAUCAGCUGGAAGAUGUUAGUGGAGAUCCGAACAGAUCACGAGGACGCGCCUCAACAGUGUCUGAUGCCACAAAACCACGAAGAAAGCGAGAUCAGAGGCGCAGACCCACAAACAACGGGGUUGUCCGAGCCAGAUAUCGACCCAGGAAGCUUGUUGCUCCAGACCAGCGUCUACAGGAAGAACGUGCCCGAGCUGAUGAGCUGACAAGGCGAUAUGAAGUCGUCCGCAACCUGAAGAGGGGUAUCCAGGCGGGUGAUCACUCACUGAUACCGCAAUGGAUGGCCGCUGCUGGGGAGCUUGUGGGCGACUUCAGAUCUUUCAGGAAGUUCUAUCCCUGGGACAAAUAUCUCAAGUUUCUCGGUGCUGCCAACGAUGUAGUUUUCAGUGCAUCCUCUAGGAUGCAAUCAGGCCUCUCAGAACUAGCUGAGAGGCUUUCGAAGAACAUAACCCCAUCCAUCUUGGACGACAGAAGGAUCAACGUCGCGUAUGAGGAUGAUGGCUACCGUGGCAUUCCUUUUCGCGAGUGGCUCGAGCUGUUCCUCGAUUAUGCAGUUAGUCUAGCAUUGGCCAAUCGUGCCGAAGAGGCAUACCAGGUUUGCGAGGCGGCGAGAGACUCAAUUGUAUUCGUCAACUCGAAAGACUACAUGUUCCUAAUCCACGUGGCAUGGGCAGCGUGUGCCAUAUAUCUGGCUGACGAGGAGAUGUGCGUGGCUGUGGCAAGGUUUUUUAUGAAGGUUCGGCAGCUGGAUUCGGAUUCCUACCGUAUGUUCGCAGCCUUGUGCAGGUUGUGCCAGUCUCCUGCAUCUUGGUACAACUCCGGACCUGCUCAGAAGUAUAUUCUGCGGCAGAUCAAGAUAAUCGAUGCCUCGCAUCUGUCCAGCAGUCAGGUAGACAGGCAUCGUGAGGUCAACCAUCGAGAGGCUACUAGUCCUGCUGAGGCAAAGCAGCUUGACAUAUGCCUACUGAUGCUCUACGGACAUAUCUUAUUCACAUCCACAAGCUACACCUUCGCUUUAAAUUACUUCCUCAGGGCGCGAACUCUAGACCCUUUGAACCCUAUGAUUAGCCUCAGCGUCGGACUCGGAUACAUUCACCAUGCCCUCAAGCGCCAGGCAGACAACCGGCAAUACCUGAUCAUGCAGGGAUUCGCCUGUGUGUUCGAGUUUUGCCAUUCAAAGCUCACGGGAACGCCAGACGAGAGACGAGAGGCCUUCUUUGGGGUCGGAAGAACGUUCCACAUGCUUGGACUGCACCAUCUGGCGCUGGAGUGGUACAGAAAGGUCCUUGGCCCAGAACAGUCACAGAUUGACUUGCAGCUGGAGGACGUGGCCAGUCGAGACGUGAUUUUGAGUGCCGCGUACAAUGAAUAUGCCCUGUUCAUAAGUAGCGGGAGUGUUGAUGAGUUGGAGAACGUCGUGCUGCCUCACCAGAUUCUCUUGUCGCAGAUCCAAAUGGUAGUCACGAUGACCUCCAAUGGCAAGCUGCGUAUUUUGCUCAUCGGCAAUGGUGGACGCGAACAUGCGUUGGCUUGGAAACUGAGCCAGUCGCCUCUGGUCGAGUCCAUCUACGCCGUGCCCGGGAACGGAGGCACUGCGACUUGUCCUAAGGUUACCAACGUUACCGAUAUUGCCGCCGACGACUAUCCCACUCUCGUUAAAUUCGCUCAGUCCAAGCUCAUCGGUCUUGUUGUCCCUGGCCCUGAAGCCCCUCUCGUGGAUGGAGUCGAGGCCUACUUCCGUGCCGCUGCCAUUCCUUGCUUCGGACCUUCCAAGGAGGCAGCCCAGAUGGAGGGCAGCAAGACCUUUUCUAAGGACUUCAUGAAGAGACACAACAUCCCGACCGCCGCUUACGAGAAUUUUUCCAAUUACGAAGAGGCCGUUGCCUAUCUCGACCGCAUAUCACAUGACGUUGUUAUCAAGGCAACUGGUUUGGCUGCCGGCAAGGGUGUGAUUAUUCCUACGACCAAAGCAGAGGCCCAGCAGGCGCUCAAGGAAAUUAUGGUGGACAAGGCUUUUGGAAAUGCGGGAGACGAGGUUGUCAUCGAAGAGUUCCUGACAGGCGAUGAAUUGAGCAUUCUUACCUUUAGCGACGGCAACCACACAUUGUCUCUGCCUCCCGCUCAGGAUCACAAGAGGAUUGGGGACGGAGACCAAGGACCCAACACUGGUGGAAUGGGCUGCUAUGCUCCGACCACCAUCGCUACCAAGGAGCUUAUACGCCAAAUCGAGGAUGAGGUUAUCGAGCCAACGAUAAUUGGCAUGCGCAAGGAGGGUUACCCUUUCAGAGGUGUCCUUUUCACCGGUCUAAUGAUCACCCCGAACGGCCCCAAGGUUCUCGAGUACAACGUCAGAUUCGGCGACCCGGAGACGCAGACCGUGCUUCCGUUGUUGUCUGAGGACACUGAUCUGGCCGAAAUCAUGCUGGCUUGCACGGCUCACGAGGCUCGCCUCGACUGUGUGAGCGUCAAGAUCGAGCAAAAGUUCAGCGCCACCGUCGUCGUGGCAGCAGGCGGCUACCCAGGAUCUUAUGCUAAGGGAACCCCGAUGGUAGUCAACUCGCCAACAUCACCUGACAUCAGCGUUUUUCAUGCAGGAACCAAGCUAUCUUCAGAGGGACAGUUGCAAACCUCGGGAGGCCGUGUCAUAGCCGUCAAUGCCACCGCCGACUCUUUGGAGGCCGCCGUCAAGAAGGCAUAUGAGCAGGGAAUACCACUCAUCAACUUCGACAAGAUGUACUGCCGCAAGGACAUCGCCCACCGUGCGUUUCGAUCUCAGCAACAGAGAGAGGCCCUGACCUACGCCGGUGCUGGCGUCAGUGUUGACGCUGGCAACGAAUUUGUUGAACGCAUCAAGAAGGCAGUUCGGGCCACCAAGCAGCCGGGCGCAGAUGCCGAGAUUGGUGGGUUUGGUGGUGAGCUGGACCUGGCAAAGUGCGGUCUUCAGCUCGAUGAGGGCCAGUUGCCUGUCCUAGUUGGCGCCAUUGACGGCGUUGGCACCAAGCUCAUGAUUGCACAAAGCAUGGGCAAGCACGACACUGUGGGUAUCGACUUGGUGGCUAUGAACGUGAACGAUCUUGUAGUUCAAGGGGCCCGACCCUUGAUGUUCCUCGACUACUACGGCUGCAGCAGGCUUGAUCUGAGCACUGCGGCCUCGUUCGUGGAGGGCGUGGCUGCUGGCUGUAUCGACGCUGGAUGCACGCUCGUUGGAGGCGAAACGGCGGAAAUGCCCGGUAUGUACCAAAAGGAUGACUAUGACGCCGCAGGUUGCGCAGUCGGUGUCAUGGUCAACAGUCAGAGGCUUCCUCGCAAGGAUGAGAUGGCCGCAGGUGAUAUCCUGCUUGGCUUGGCCUCAAGCGGCGUCCACUCGAACGGAUUCUCACUGGUCCGCCGUAUCUUGGAGAGGGAGACCCUUGCCUACACAGACGAGGCCCCUUGGGAUGCAGGUAAGACUGUAGGCGACAGUCUUUUGACCCCCACCAAGAUCUACGUCAAGAGCCUCCGUGGCGUCGUUGAAGGUCGUCUCGUCAAGGGUCUCGCUCACAUUACCGGUGGGGGGCUGAUUGAUAACGUGCCUCGCAUGCUGCCGGACCACCUCGGUGCUGAGAUUGACUUGACGUCUUGGGAAAUGCCCGCCGUCUUUAAUUGGCUGAAGGCGAGCGGCAACGUUGAGCCGUACCAAAUGGUCCGCACCUUCAACACGGGUGUAGGAAUGGUUGCGGCGGUGGACCCUGCUCUCGAGAAGGAAGCUGUGAAGUCACUGGAAGCUGCGGGAGAGAAGGUUCUUCGCCUGGGCCGGCUUGUACAGCGCUCGGCCGAUGAGCCGCAUUGCAAGGUGCUCAACUUGGAUUCAUGGGCAUAA
Molecule: messenger RNA, 5388 nt
Organism: Colletotrichum gloeosporioides
Lineage: Eukaryota; Fungi; Ascomycota; Sordariomycetes; Glomerellales; Glomerellaceae
Product: Bifunctional purine biosynthetic protein ADE1
Exons: 6
Coding region: 1-5388 (1795 amino acids)
Biological process (GO): 'de novo' IMP biosynthetic process; adenine biosynthetic process
Cellular component (GO): cytosol
Molecular function (GO): phosphoribosylamine-glycine ligase activity; metal ion binding; protein binding
Source: RefSeq, a predicted model, not a curated record